AUGGUUUCUCAAAUUCCAACUACCUUUUCUGGAGUACAAUCUAAAUUUGUAGAUAGUUCAAAAAAUCUGUUAAAAGAUGUAAAAAAUCCUUUAGAUUCAUUGAAAAGUAAUAGAUAUAAACAAAGUGAAAAUGUAAAAAAUAAUCCAUUACAAAUUCAUAGUAAUUUUAUAUUAGAAGCUAUGGAAAAGACUAGUUGUGUUAAAAUUUCAAAACGAUGGCAAUUAGCACUUUUAUCAAAUAUUGGAUUUUUAAUAGUUUUUGGAAUUAGGUGUAAUUUUGGUGCUGCUAAAAAUAGGAUGGCUAAAAAUUAUACAGAUCCAUGGGGAAAUCAUCAUGUAAAAGAAUUUAAUUGGACAAUAAAUGAAUUAGGAGUUAUGGAAUCGUCAUUUUUUUAUGGAUAUUUAGUUACACAAGUACCAGCAGGAUUUUUAGCAACUAAAUUUGCUCCUAAUAAAUUAUUUGGUAUAGCAAUUGGAAUGGCAUCUUUUUUUAAUAUUUUUUUACCAUUUGCUUUUAAUUCACAUUCUGAUACACUUGUUGCUACUAUUCAAAUAUUACAAGGUCUUGUACAAGGUGUAUCAUAUCCAGCAAUGCAUGGUUGUUGGAAAAAUUGGGCACCACCAUAUGAAAGAUCUAAAUUAGCAACAACAGCAUUUACUGGUUCAUAUGCUGGUGCAGUAUUAGGUUUACCAGUAAGUGCAUUUUUAGUAUCAUAUAUAGAUUGGUCAACACCAUUUUAUGUAUAUGGUGUUGCUGGAGUUAUAUGGUCUAUUUUUUGGUUUACAAUGACAUUUGAAGAACCAGCAUUUCAUCCAACAAUAACAGAAGAAGAAAAAAAUUUAAUUAUUAAUGCUAUUGGUCCUGUUUCACAUACACAUCCAACAUUUUCAACAAUUCCAUGGAAAGAUAUUUUAACAUCAAAACCAGUAUAUGCUAUUAUAGUUGCUAAUUUUGCUAGAUCAUGGACAUUUUAUCUUCUUUUACAAAAUCAAUUAUCAUAUAUGAAAGAUGUAUUUGAUAUGCGAAUUAAUGAUAGUGGACUUGUUGCAGCAUUACCACAUGCUGUAAUGGGUAUUGUUGUUUUAUUGGGUGGUCAAUUAGCUGAUUAUUUAAGAUCACAUAAAAUUCUUUCUACAACAGCUGUAAGAAAAAUAUUUAAUUGUGGUGGAUUUGGUGGUGAGGCAUUUUUUAUGCUAUUUGUAGCAUAUACAAAAUCAGAAACAAUUGCUAUAUUAUGUUUAAUAUUAGCUGUUGGUUGUUCUGGAUUUGCAAUAUCUGGUUUUAAUGUUAAUCAUUUAGAUAUUGCUCCACGUUAUGCUGCUAUUUUAAUGGGAUUUUCUAAUGGAAUAGGAACAUUAGCUGGAUUAAUUUGUCCAUUUGUUACAGAAAGUUUUACAGAACAUGGAUCACAUGGUUGGGUUAAAGUUUUUCUUUUAGCUAGUUUAAUACAUUUUACUGGAAUAACAUUUUAUGGUGUUUAUGCUUCUGGAGAAUUACAAUAUUGGGCUGAACCAAAACCAGAAGAAGAACCAUGGAAUGCAAUUAAUCAAUCUUCCCAUCCUACAAAUAAUAACAAUACUAUACAAAAUUAUGGAACUUCUAAUACAAUUAACAAUAAUCAAUCUAUAAAUUCAUAUCCAAUGACAGCUAUAAAUUCUAAUAUUAAUUAUCCUUCUAAUAUUCAAACAAUACAACAACCACAUUCUGUUCUAAAUGAAGGAAAUUAUAAUUAUAUUCCUGGAAAUGCGAAUCCUUUUACUUCAGCAUGGGAUAAUCCUGUUAAUGAUACAAAUAAUUACAAUAAUAAUUACCAACAAAAUCCCUAUCAAUAA
This is a messenger RNA of Strongyloides ratti, 1833 nucleotides long. RefSeq names its product Vesicular glutamate transporter. The coding region runs from base 1 to 1833 and encodes 610 amino acids. The record is from RefSeq and is a predicted model, not a curated record. Gene Ontology annotation, cellular component: excitatory synapse; synaptic vesicle membrane. Gene Ontology annotation, molecular function: L-glutamate transmembrane transporter activity; neurotransmitter transmembrane transporter activity. Gene Ontology annotation, biological process: synaptic transmission, glutamatergic; monoatomic anion transport; regulation of synapse structure or activity. NCBI's taxonomy places the organism in Eukaryota, Metazoa, Nematoda, Chromadorea, Rhabditida, Strongyloididae. The transcript has 2 exons.